AAAAAACCCAAGAGCGCAAUGACGUUUGUCCGUAUCCAUUUUGGCUCAAGCCAUUUUUGUUCAAGCCAGUGGCUUAAAUAUAUAUUAACCCAAUCACCAAUAACUGGAAACCAGAGCAACUGUACCUAAGCAGUCAACCUUUAUACCAGCGAGGGUCCAGUGAAUGUGCAUGGCGAGAUCACCCGCGGGAUCUCUCAUACCAAUAUUGGCAACGCUCUGCAUGUGUGCGGCAUGGCUGUGGCUGGACUGCCCCGUGGGGGGGCGCGGCCUGCAGCUCUGGGUUUUUUUUGGGGGGCGCACGCCGACUCGGAGCAAGGGGCCUGCGAUGCCGACUUCGGUUGCCCAGUCUUGGGUCUUUCCGCCGCCGCCGCGUCCACAAGGCAGCGCUCCUGAGGGGAAGGGGAGCUUGGUAAGAAGGUAUUCCUCAGUCAUGAUCGUGCACAUUCCUAAAUGCUCGGGCACAUCUUUCUACGAGGACGCCAAGAAGCUUGUGGCGCGAGGGAUCCGAGUCGAGACGAAUCACGAGCAGCCCAUAUUGAAUACGGAAAGGCACUCCAGGGUAUUUCUCAUGUCGUUUCUAAGACACCCAGUGGAGCAUGUCAUGUCUCAGUUUCUGAUGUGCAAGUAUAGUUUUUGGGCGGUGCACAUGGCAACGAAGCGUUUCAAAUUCCCGAGAGAUAGUUCGUCGAUUCUGUUGGACGGCCUAUCUGAAUGGAUCGGCAUGUUCACAUCUUCGAAUCACACAUUAACGAAUCUAACUUGCAACGAACGGGGUGAUUGCAAGAACCGCACGGGCCCAGGCCCCCCCAAACAGCUCUUCGAUUAUAACUGCUACAACCCCUGGAACAUGCAGGCGAGAUACCUGGCCACGCGUGCCGGGCACCACGCCGACGUUGACCAGCUGGAGCCCGACCUGGUGACUGCGAAGCUGGGCCUCCAGAGCCUGACGUUCAAUGGCAUCACGGAUCUGUACCCAGAAUCCGUUUGUGCCUUCCGGUUCUACAUCACAGGCACGCUGCCGCCAGACUGCGAGUGUGUGCAGACAGCUCCGAACGGUUCCGAACUCUCGCACAUCAAGCACGGGGUGCCCGAGCAUCAUCACAGCGACCUGAGCCCAGAGAAUUUCCGGAGCCUCUCCAACCUUAUCCAGGUGGACGUGCGCGUUUUCCUCCACGCGUUGGCGCUGUUUGAGAGAAGUAUUGACAACAUUUCAGGCUUGACGGGGAAACGCAUCAUUUGCAGCAGCCGCCUGGCAGAUCUGAAGAUACAGGCCCUGCGCUUGUGCCAGGAAGUGAGUGCACAGCCUCAGCUGUGCGCGUUCUAAUGGGCCUCCCAGCAAAAAAUCAAAAUCACGAAAAACAGGGGGGCACGUUCAAGGAACAACAUUCAGGACUCAGGACAGAAAUUCACGCGCGAACCAAACAUGUCCAUCUCUCGUUCAAGUGCCGUGUGGGAUGAGUAAUGCUGGGGUAUUUACGUAAUUGCAUGGCGCUGCAGCCCAGGGUAGCAGCGCUUUUCACGCAGCAGUAUCCAGCGAGCUGCAGCUCAAGGUAAAAGCUCAUAUAUACAGUUUUUUGUUGCAAUGAGUGACGGGGGUGGUCGAUACCAAUCUCUGGCGCAUGCUAGUAUCGGAUACUAGUUCAUAGGACCGUCGUGCAUACUGCAAUUGGAAAGCCGUUACGAA
Messenger RNA from Prorocentrum cordatum, 1684 nucleotides. The record is from the annotation of a GenBank genome assembly. NCBI's taxonomy places the organism in Eukaryota, Dinophyceae, Prorocentrales, Prorocentraceae.